UACCAUUUCGAUGGUUUUUCAAACUUCCAAUUUCGCCUUCACCUCCUCUUUAUAUAUAUAUAUAUAUAUAUUCCGGACACCAACCCAGCCCCUUCAAGUUCCCUGCCGGAGGUUUUACUUUAUUCCCUGUCCAAUUCUCUAAUUUUAUACAAGAAUUUCAGGAAGAAGAAGAUACAAGACACAGCUCUCUUAAUUCUUCUUUUCUUCGUUUUUCCCUAUCUCAGCCGGUAAUUUCUGUUCCAAGGUUUUGAAUCCGGGGUUUUCAACUUCAUCCUAGUUUCUUCAUUUGUGGGUUUUCUUUUCUAGGGCUGAAUUUGUGUUUCGGUCGGUACCUCAUCAUUUCUUUUUUGUUCGGCCCUUUUCUGUAAUAUGGAGAGGUUGUCGGCGGUGGCUUCAGCUGCUUCUUCACUGCCGGAGAGGACGACGAUGGCCUCGGCGACGUCUGGGUAUGUGAGCUGGUAUGAGGAUUUCAUCUCUAGUCAUAAAGGGAGAAGAGAAGUUCGUUAUUAUCUGAAGCGCAGCGAUGGGAGCUUAGAUCUGGCCGUCGUGGGGAAGGAGAAGAGCCUAAGGCAUAUGUCUUAUCACUAUGCUUUGCAGAAUCGGUUCCUUAAUUCAGUGGGGCUGUUUUUAUCGCGCACGAAGCUCAAGUCUCGCAGAGAGGUCGUUGAGUGGCUAAGCUCUGUUGUUUCUGAUUCCCAACGUAAAACAUCACAACCAUCUGAUCGAAUAAUGGGCAAAGAAGGUGCAGAUGCCAGCCCAUCGAACACAGAACCCUUGAAGGAUGUUCAACCAUUAAGAUUGGGUCAAUAUACAAGAGAUUUUUCAUGGAUAGGAUGUCCUUGGACAUGUAAGCGUAAGCGCAGGCAUUAUCCAUCUUUCAAUCGGAAUGGCAUUAAGAUCUCAGUUCAUGACUUUGUAUAUGUCUUGGCUGAGGAAGGCAAGCGUCUUGUUGCGUACUUGGAGGAUAUGUAUGAGGACUGUAGAAGCAACAGGAUGGUUGUGGUACGGUGGUUUCACAAAAUUGAUGAGGUUGAUAUUGAUUUGCCACACAAUUUUAAUGACAGAGAGAUUUUCUUUUCUCUUUGUCUUCAAGAUCUCAGUAUUGAAUGCAUAGAUGGGUUGGCGACUGUUCUUAGUCCCCACCAUUUUCAGAAGUUCCAGAACGAGGCGAAAAUUACUCAAUUGGAGCCAUAUGUAUGUGUGAAGCAAUUUGAUAAUGAUGAUAUCAAACCCUUCGAUAUUACACAGGUUAAAGGCUAUUGGAAGCAAGAGAUACUCAGAUACAUGUAUGCUCUUUCUUCUUCAAAAGCUCAAGGUCACCCUCAACACUUAGAAGAUGACAUAAGUGCUGAGAUGAGACCUCGAAAGAGGCAUCGGCGAUUGAAUAAUGAGGACCCUCUAAAUAAUGAGAAGAGACAGCCGGUUAAUGUGUCUCCUUCUCUUGAUGUGCACAGUUCAAGCCAUAACUUGGUUGGUUUUAAACGCAGUGAUAUUAUCUUCAGUCCAAAAGGGGGCUGUGCUUCUAAAACUUUUAUAGGUAAAGAGUUGAAGAACAACUCUUCUACAAGUCAGUUAACUUUUGGAUCGGAGAUUGAAGUUCUCUCACAAGAUAGCGGCAUUAGAGGGUGUUGGUUCAGAGCUUCAAUAAUCAAGAAGCGCAGAGACAAGGUCAAGGUGCAAUAUUGCGAUCUUCAGGAUGCCAGUGAUGAAUCAAACAAGCUUGUGGAAUGGCUUUCAGCAUCUAGAGUUGCAGGCCCUGAUCAAUUGGGUCUACGCUUCAAUGGAAGACUAGUUAUUCGUCCAUAUCCUGGUAAGGGUACCGAAGGCUUCGCGGUUUAUAAUGUUGGGACAAUUGUUGAUGUAUGGUGGCAUGAUGGUUGGUGGGAAGGAAUUGUUGUUCAGAAGGAAUGUGAAGACAAGUUGCGAGUUUACUUACCAGGUGAAAAGAAAGAAGCGGUUUUUGGCACAGCAGACUUGAGGCAUUCUCAAGAAUGGUUUGGAAACCGGUGGAUGCAAAUGCAGGAACGGCCAGAUAUUGCAACCUCCAUUCCAUCUCGAGGUGCGAAUGAAGACCUCCCUGAUAAGGUGUCUUCUGAAGGCAAGUUGGCAUUGUUGACCCGAGUUGAGAUUUGUGAUAGCAAAGCAGCACGGGAAGGACGAAGUCAAACAAGUGAGCCUCGAGCGAACUCGAAUGCUGAUAAGGCUAGAGAAGUGUGCAUGGUACGAGAUCUGUUGAAGGACGGUUCACUUGCGAAAUUGCGGUGGACAGGAUCGAAAAAGAGAAGCCAACCCAGCAGCAGCAGCAGUAGCAACGCAUUUGGGAAGCGUGUUGAAGAUGCAAGUAAAUCCUUUCCUUCCCCAUUAGCUUGUUUGAGUGGUUGUGAUAGAUUUACGAUGGGAAGCUCCAUGAAAGUUGUAGAUCACGAUAACUGUAAGUACCUGGGGGAGUCUAUGUUCACCACAUCGGUUGUGCCUCCUCUCUCAAGCUUGGUAAUGUCAAGAUGAUGAUGAUGAUGAUGAUGAUGAUGAUUGGGAUUGUUUUUUGGUUAUUGCUUUUGUUCUAAUCAUUUCUUUGACAAGUUAAAUUUAUUUUAGUGUUUUGUUAUAGUGGCGGUGCAUCUAUUGGAUGCUUUCUUUUGUAUUCUGGGGUAGGCUUAGAAAUGUUAACCGUAGGGGGAGACCUGUUGCCCUUCAAUCUUGAUCUGAAUGUAUAUGUAUUAUAUAUAUUAUUAUAUGAAAUGAAAUGAUAGUGCCUAAUGGAGCCCUUUGUC
Cucurbita maxima (winter squash) is the source of this 2771-nucleotide messenger RNA. RefSeq lists its product as uncharacterized. NCBI's taxonomy places the organism in Eukaryota, Viridiplantae, Streptophyta, Magnoliopsida, Cucurbitales, Cucurbitaceae. The transcript is spliced from 6 exons. The record is from RefSeq and is a predicted model, not a curated record. Gene Ontology annotation, molecular function: chromatin binding. Bases 370 to 2505 code for a protein of 711 amino acids.